Messenger RNA from Paraglomus occultum, 1539 nucleotides. Lineage: Eukaryota; Fungi; Glomeromycota; Glomeromycetes; Paraglomerales; Paraglomeraceae. The record is from the annotation of a GenBank genome assembly.
AUGGAAAAGCCAAAUAAACUAUCACGCAUAUUGGAAGCAAUCCAGUCAAGCUUUUCAUCGGGUUCUGAUCGAACCAAGAACCGAAAACAAUCGUUUGCGUCAGAUACCGAAGUAACAAAACCUCAAUCGUUACCACACCAAAACACACCCUUCCCAGAGGAACUACUGACGCUGGAUGACAUCAAAGAUGAAGACCCCUGUUACUCAUGUCCAGACCCAUGCUCAUUACAUGCUCAAUAUCCAAGAUUUCUACGAAUAGAUCGAGAUUCUCCAUUAGAAGGCACCGUCAAACCAUACAUCAAACAUGUAGCAAUAUCAACCGGAAAAGAAGACUGGAGCAAGCACAUCGAAGACGCGGAAGGUUUGGCAUCGACCAUCAGUAAGCUAACAAAAGGUGAAUUGAAUAAAAGCAAAUCAAAAAAGACGUCGCCAGACUCGACUAACAACAACCAAUCGGAUCAACAAGCCCGCUCACCCGAUUCAAAACGCAAACCGCGCAUUAUAAUUACAAACUGCAGUCGCAAAUCAAACUCUGACAUCUUUUCCACAACGCAAGACGUCAUGUUAUUCCCCGAAUAUGUUCUAAUCCGAAACCUAUCUGUAAAGCAGGCAAAUCGAUUUUUCCAAUCUUACUUGUCGGUCAAUACACAACCCGCAGAGGUCGACGAAAAUGCUGAAAGUAUUAUAAGUUCCGAGAAAAUAACAAACAAAGCGAUAAUAUUUAUAUGCUCACAUGGGAGACGAGAUAAAAGGUGUGGAAUCACUGCCCCGCUUUUAAGAAACGAGUUUGAAAAAGUGUUGAAGGAGAAGAAAUUGGACGUUCAAUCAAGAAGCGAUGGUGUAGCUGUGUAUAUGUCUAGUCAUGUCGGAGGUCACAAGUUUGCUGGUAAUAUUAUAAUCUAUCGAGAUGGUCAGGGUAUCUGGUAUGGAAGAGUAAGUCCGUGCCAUUGCAAGGCGAUUAUAGAGAAGACGGUAAUCGAAGGAAAAGUCAUUAAAGAUCUCUAUCGUGGAUCCAUAAACGGGAGUUCCGGCACUGAUACUGUUAGCACUUCUGCGAAACGUUCGCAUAUUAGUAUGAUGGAUAUUGAUCAAGAUCGCGAUAGAAUUGCAAAAAGAAUGCGAGAGAUUAAGGCCCCUUCUAAGAUGGCAAAUCUCUCAGAAUUUCCAUCUUUGCAAAAAGAAAUUCAACUGCGUUGUGAUAGGCCCAACCAGGAAUAUCUCGCCAAGCCUGUCGUUCUCUACAAUCCUAUAUUUGAUCAGUUUCUUGCUGAAUGUGUGGAUGCCAGCGUGACAGAUCAGUUUUAUGGUGAUGUUGCAACAAUGUGUCUUUCUAUGUCUGAUUUCUUUCCUGAUGAACAUCAGCGGCGAAGGGUCUUUGUUCGUCAUUUCGAAGGAUUACUGGGGAUGAAAUGUCAACCAAUGAUGCAUUCAGAAAAUAACUCUUCCAAUGAUGGUGCAAUAGUUUAUGAUUUCUUGUCAUUCAGCAGUCCUACCCGGGCAGUGUUUAACCCUGGAACCGAUCGAAAGCCAUGUGACUAA